Pterocles gutturalis (yellow-throated sandgrouse) is the source of this 717-nucleotide messenger RNA. RefSeq names its product pyrroline-5-carboxylate reductase 2-like. Gene Ontology annotation, biological process: L-proline biosynthetic process. NCBI's taxonomy places the organism in Eukaryota, Metazoa, Chordata, Aves, Pterocliformes, Pteroclidae. Gene Ontology annotation, molecular function: pyrroline-5-carboxylate reductase activity. The record is from RefSeq and is a predicted model, not a curated record.
CUCUCUACCUUCUGCCCCACCCCGAAAGUGAUCAGGUGCAUGACCAACACCCCUGUGAUUGUCCGGGAAGGUGCCACAGUCUAUGCCACCGGGACUCACGCGGAUGUGGAGGAUGGGAAGCUCCUGGAACAGCUGAUGGCCAGUGUGGGCUUCUGCACCGAGGUGGAGGAGGACCUGAUAGAUGCUGUAACGGGGCUCAGCGGCAGCGGCCCUGCAUAUGCGUUCACCGCCCUGGAUGCUCUGGCGGAUGGGGGAGUGAAGAUGGGACUUCCCCGCAGGCUGGCUGUUCGGCUGGGAGCACAGGCGCUGCUGGGUGCUGCCAAAAUGCUGUUGGAAUCUGAGCAGCAUCCCGGUCAGCUGAAGGACAACGUCUGCUCCCCCGGGGGAGCCACCAUCCACGCUCUGCACUUCCUGGAGAGCGGCGGCUUCCGCCCCCCCCCCAUCAAGUUCCGCUCCCUCCUGAUCAAUGCCGUGGAGGCUUCCUGCAUCCGGACCAGGGAGCUGCAGCAUUUGGCAGACCAAGAGCAGAUCUCCCCAGCAGCCAUAAAGAAGACUUUGCUGGAUAAGGUGAAGCUGGAGUCUCCUUCUCUGUCCGUGUCGUCUGCCAGCAGAGUCAGUCUGUUCGUGAAUAAGAGCCCCAGCAGCAAGAAGAACUGACCAGGCUGCUGUAGUCCGGCCGUGCUGGACAUCAGUCCCCUUGAUGCCCCUUGUUUUUUG